Drosophila simulans is the source of this 582-nucleotide messenger RNA. RefSeq lists its product as uncharacterized. NCBI's taxonomy places the organism in Eukaryota, Metazoa, Arthropoda, Insecta, Diptera, Drosophilidae. The record is from RefSeq and is a predicted model, not a curated record. The transcript is spliced from 3 exons. Bases 96 to 440 code for a protein of 114 amino acids.
UGGCCGUUGGCCGAUCUAGCCUGAGUCUCGAGUCUGGAGUCGCGUCGAUCGCAGUCCGCCAUCAAAUCGCGUGAGGUUCACAAUAGAAUAUAGCCAUGGUCAAGACAUCCGCCAGCCUGGGAAAGAGCAUCUUGCUGGGAGCUCUGGUGUUCCUCGCAGUACUCGCACUUCUCACCGAGGCGGCCCCCUUCCAGGAGCUGGAGCCCCGCAAAGGUCAUGUGCCCGUCUACAUUCGACAUGGCGAUGAGCCGCUCAGCGAAAUCCAUCCAGGACUGGCCGAGGCCUUCAAGGAGGGCGAAUCGCAGAGUCUCGUCACCGAAUCUCCCCAGGCGGAAACUACAAACCCACCAACCACAUCCGAUGCUCCCGCUCCCGCUCCGUCCAGCUCCACGGUAUCGGAUAUAGCCAGCUUUGAGGCCAUCAAAGGAAAGACGGAUUAAGGAAUUGAAUAAAUUCAAAAAUUGCUGCUUAAACUUAUUUAGUCUACGAGUUAAGUCCAUCAAACGAAAGCCCCUAAGGUCUGGUGACAAAUCAGCAGGCAAAUGCUGUAUAUUUAAACACGAAAUAAACAUUUAAACUAAA